AUGACAGGGGAAAUAUAUGAAAUUUUGCAAGAGCCAGGGAAAUUGUAUGUGUAUGGGUUUCUUUCUGAACGUUUUUGCUCGAUUAGUCCUUUAAUUUUAGACACGAAGAAAAAGAUAAGAGGGUUGAGCCUUUAUACGUGGCUGAAAAAUGCGUCGACAUUAAAGAAAUAUAAGGUGUGGAAUAAGGUUCAAGAGCUAUAUGAGCAGAUAUUUAAGAUAGAUUAUAAGGAGACGAUAGGAAUUGAUAGAUUAAAAGAUGCUUUAAGUGCAUAUAAAGAUAGGAAAACGAAUGCAAAAGUGUUGGUAAGAGUGAAAACUAGUUAA
Messenger RNA from Blepharisma stoltei, 324 nucleotides. NCBI's taxonomy places the organism in Eukaryota, Ciliophora, Heterotrichea, Heterotrichida, Blepharismidae. The record is from the annotation of a GenBank genome assembly.